Tetrahymena thermophila SB210 is the source of this 1233-nucleotide messenger RNA. RefSeq names its product transmembrane protein, putative. NCBI's taxonomy places the organism in Eukaryota, Ciliophora, Oligohymenophorea, Hymenostomatida, Tetrahymenidae. The transcript has a single exon. The record is from RefSeq and is a predicted model, not a curated record.
AUGAUUUUAAGAAAUCGCAUUUCUAAAUUUUUAAAAACUGGGAGUAAUCUAAGCUAGAAGAAGAAGAUAGAACUUCUAUCCUCAACCUUUCAUCAUUGCUAAUUUACUUCUUUCUAAAUCUCUAAUCAAUUGCGAUUCUUUUCUACUUCUUCCUAACCAAAUGAUUAAAAUUAAUCCUCUACCACCUCAUCUUCUUCAGAAAACAUAUCAUAAGUAGCUAAAUCUACAAUUUUGAAUCAUGAGGAUGAUAAUAAUUUUCUUUCAAAUCAUAAUAUCAAAGAAAAAGAAGAAAACAAUAAAAAUAAAAAAAUAUUUGAUUUAACUCCUGAGUUGAAAUUUAACGUAGAGAACAAAGACUUGCUGGUUGAUGACUAUACUAAUAGUCCAACUCAUUUAAAAUUUUCAUCUGGUUCAGAUAGAGUUGAUGAUGAAUCAACUAAUUUAGCCUUAUAAGGAUUUUAUUAAAAUGAAAAUGGACUCUCAAUUAACUAAAAAAGUGAGCUAUAACUUAAAGAUAAUCCUCUUGCUCUUAAAGUUCUCACAGAAGGAAAGAUAGAUAUUAGAGAUGAUAGAAUCAUAGUAAAUAAGUUAAAUACGUCAGACACUUCCCUUUUAGGAAAUGUAGAGGGUCUCCACUAGAUUUCAUUAGGAACUGUAGAUGUAUUACCAUAAAACUCUAUUCUUUUAGAGGAUAUUGAUGUCAAUAAUAUCCCUUAAGAUAAGGACAUAGUAAUAGAAAAAAAUACAAAAGUUUUGCUAGCUGUUGGCAAAAAGGUUUAAAAGAAAAAGUAAAGAUUGACAUCAGUAGAUUCAUCAGAACAAGAUUCUCAAGAUAAAAUUGAUUAAGAAGAAGAUACAACUCAAAAAAAUUCUAGAAAUAAAUACGAACUGAGUGUAAAUAAAAAAAUAUUUGAAGAGCUUUCAUUAGAAGAAUAUAAGGGUAAAUACUUAUGGAAUUUUGAAAAAGAUUUAGUUACUUUUGACUUCAGUAUGUUAAUGCGUUCAUUUUUAGGAGGAAUACCACUAGUGAUAGUUACUGUAUUUUUAUUAGAUACUUUGUUUGAGCUAUAUAAAUGCAAAAGAGAUAUUACUUUAAUGGAGGAGUAGUUGAUUAAUCCUUACAUAAACCUGAGAAGAAAGUUUUAAGCUGAUAUUUUACUUAAUGAUCCUUUAUUUGAUAGAAGGACACUCUUUCCAUAAGAAUUUAACCAAAUGAGUAGAAUUUAAAAAUGA